This is a messenger RNA of Parastagonospora nodorum SN15, 612 nucleotides long. RefSeq lists its product as hypothetical. Lineage: Eukaryota; Fungi; Ascomycota; Dothideomycetes; Pleosporales; Phaeosphaeriaceae. The transcript has 3 exons. Bases 1 to 612 code for a protein of 203 amino acids. The record is from RefSeq and is a predicted model, not a curated record.
AUGGAGAAGACUGUUAGAACGAUGUCUACAACACCCCCACCCGCCGUCAAGAAGCGCGGCCGCCCAGCGAAGAAACCCGCAACCGACGACACGAAGCCGAUUGCGCCCGCAGACGCGAAACCCACCGUACGAAGCGCGCCUGCAAAACCCCGAGCAAUCAAGGAGAAGGAAAAAGAGAAGAAAGCGCCCGCGCGCCCAGCAGCAAAACCCGCCGCGAAGAAAGACGCGCCAAAGCCCACCAUGACCCACCGUCAACGAGUGAAAUCCUCACUCAAGUCCGCGCAACGGGGACACUCAAAGCCACACCUCCUCAAUCUCAACCUCAACCUCAACCUCAAUCUCAAGCUACUAGCAUACCCAAAAAUGCUCCCGCACAAGCGAAACCCGCCCCAGCAAAAGCCACCCUCCUCCGCCCCUCGCACAACACAACUACAAUCCCCCUCCCACGCGCCCCGCUCCACGCCCCGUCGCCCAAACAACCCUCGUCUAUCCCCACGUCAUCGUCUCGACCGCUCGUUGCGCCUGCUGCUUCCCGGCCUCGAGGUCGCGUCAUCGAGCCGACGCCCGACAUACGGCUGCCGCCCAAGUACAAACCCGCGGCGCGGCGCGUGA